Messenger RNA from Sinocyclocheilus grahami, 1518 nucleotides. RefSeq lists its product as uncharacterized. The record is from RefSeq and is a predicted model, not a curated record. The transcript has 9 exons. Bases 246 to 1091 code for a protein of 281 amino acids. Lineage: Eukaryota; Metazoa; Chordata; Actinopteri; Cypriniformes; Cyprinidae.
AAAAUAAUUUACAUUUAAAAUUACUAGGUAUACUACAUUUAUAUUUACGUGUACUACCCGUGCACUACAUCCGACAGUUUGAUUUCCGAAACAAGUGUACGGUGGCCGAGAGUCGCGUCAGACCUGCAUUAGCGCUUUUACAGUGGAAGUAGGCCAGUGGACUUCUGCUGCUGCUAAGCAACCGCUCUUUACACAAGCAAAGGCACACGCUUGUUAACGCUUGUGAGGAUGAACUGUUGUAACAAAUGAGGGACUUUGAGGCCAGUGUGGAUGGAGCUCACUGUUUCAGGGUGCUGUGUUCGCACCCAUGCUGCUGGGACACCGAGCGCCGCUGCACCAGAGGAAUCAAACGCCACAAUCCAGCACGCGUGAGGAAACACUCUCUCAAAAAUGGAGCAGAGGACUUUCCAUCUCUGAGUAUAGUUAAUGUCUCUGAAUGGGCUGGACGGGGGAGACCGAUUAAAGAAAGGCCACUGUACGGUGCUGACACAGAGGCAUCUUUGAAUGAUGCCUCUUGUGUUUCUCUCAGCAAACAGACACAAGACACUCAGAAGAUUAAGAGGGCAAAUCUUUCCUUCCCAGACAUCAUGUUGCCCAGCGAUAAACCAAACAAUAUGCUCAAGUUAAAUACAGUUGAGAUCAGUCCUUUGAUGGGCCGCUCUGAGUUGCCACAGUGUCCACUGGUUAUGUGGAUUCCCAACCCGCACCACGAGCCUCAGUGGCUCCGCCAAAACAAGUCUAAAUCUCCAAACAUCACUAUAAAAGAGUUAGUCUGCCUUCCAUCCAAGCCGUCCAUCGAGGCCAACCAGCGGAAGAAGUGUAACGGUCAUAAAAGUAGAGGUAAGAGAGGAAUUAAUGCUACACAAGAGGGCGCUGGCAGCCCACGGUGGGUGGGCAUUGGCUUUAAUCCCAUUCCCAAAACCACCCCACAUCACCUCUCCCACAGCCUAGCAUUCAAAGAUAGUGGGUGGGGAUCAUUGGAUCAAAAACUGCCAAGCCUAACCACACCACACCCAAACCCAAAGAGCAGUAGUGUCAGUCCAGCCUUGAGCCUGAGUUUAGAAUCAGUAAAGUGCUGGAGAGGCCACUGAAACAGACUUAAACAGAUCUCAUACUUAUGCCACAUUAAGAAGACAAAGGUGUUUAACUGUAAAUGAAAAGUCUGUUCCAUAAGUAGUUAGUCGUGUCCAAUGAUUGUCUUGAAAGUCAAUUCCUAUUUUAAACAUAGACUAGUUUCAACAAAUAAUUAAAAUGUAGCCUACAUGGUUUGUUUUUCACAGCCUGAACAGUUAAUUUAUUCACGAAUGUGCAUUAUGAUGAUAAACAGCAGGUGGCAGAGCAGAUCAGAGUGAUUCAAAUCCUAACUGAACUGAACUCGGAAAGUGACUCCAUCAAAUAUAGUGUGUGUUCGGCUGAUAUAUGCUAUAUGAAUAGAACUGCAGUUGACAAUUAUCAACAAACAUGCACAGUUGUUAAAAUUUAUUUUUAUGUUUUAAAAAGAAAUCAAUACUUAUGUAC